Cryptomeria japonica (Japanese cedar) is the source of this 1125-nucleotide messenger RNA. RefSeq names its product expansin-A11. NCBI's taxonomy places the organism in Eukaryota, Viridiplantae, Streptophyta, Pinopsida, Cupressales, Cupressaceae. Bases 42 to 827 code for a protein of 261 amino acids. The transcript has 2 exons. Gene Ontology annotation, cellular component: extracellular region. Gene Ontology annotation, biological process: plant-type cell wall organization. The record is from RefSeq and is a predicted model, not a curated record.
UUGAGCUUAGUUAUAAUAGUGAGAUUUUUGGUACCGAUCUGAUGGGGGCGGAUAUGGGUGAGAAGGAUAUGGCAAGGAGAUUGAUGGUGUUAACUGUGAUAUGCUACUUUAUUAAAAUUGCAGAGGCCAGUGGUGGUGGAGGAUCGGGCUGGAGCCGUGGCCAUGCAACAUUCUAUGGAGGCUCUAACGCUGCACCCUCCACCAUGGGCGGGGCGUGUGGUUACGAUAAUGUAUACACGGCAGGGUAUGGAGUAUACACAACAGCGCUGAGCAGCGCCCUGUUCAGAGAAGGGGAGGCCUGCGGGGCGUGCUAUGAGCUGCUGUGCGACUCAAUGUCCGACCGCCGAUGGUGCCGCCAAGGCGGACGUGUUGUAGUGAGUGCUACAAACUUCUGCCCUUCCAACGAUAGAGGAGGGUGGUGCAAUUCGCCCCUGCAGCAUUUCGAUAAGUCGCUGCCUGCAUUCACCAGAAUUGCGCGCUACAGUUCGGGAAUUGUGCCGGUGCUCUUCAGAAGAGUGGGCUGCGCUAAAAAGGGUGGCGUGAAGUUUACAGUGAAAGGGCAUUCCUUCUUCAAUCUGGUUUUGAUAAGCAACGUGGGAGGGAAUGGAGUGGUGAAGGGCGUUUGGGUAAGAGGAGGAAGAGGCGGAGUUUGGCAGGCAAUGCACAGAAAUUGGGGUGCCAAUUGGCAAAACAAUUCAAAGCUUGAUGGAAAGCCGCUUUCCUUCAGAGUAAUGGUAGAAGAUGGAAAAAUGCUUACAUUUAACAAUGUAGUCCCUUCCAAUUGGCGAUUCGGCCAAACCUUCGCCACCCGCUUGCAGUUCUCUUGAUAUGUCCGAUGCAAGAAAGAGUUUAAAAGUUCAACAUUUUUUGGAUUCACAACCUGAAGCACAGUAUAUCUAAGUAUAUGCAAUAAAUGGUCUGUCCUUGGCAAGACAAGGUUCUGUUUUCCAUUACUUUCAUAUCACGCAGAUCUGUUUAUUGGUGCAGUUGCAAUAAUAUCUGCAGCAAUCUUACUACAUAAAGAUUUUAAACUUCAUUUUCUUACUGUUUCUACGGUUUCAUGUUUCACUCUUUAUGUUCUUUAGACUCGCCAGAGCACCAUCAAACAGUGGAAAGACACAUCCG